GUUUCUUCACGUAAUUCGACGGUGCUAGAACUAUUCUUUCUAUGCAAUCGUUUACAUCAAAAUUUCCCAACAAAUAUUUGAUUCAUCGGAUCCAUAAAGCAUACCUUCAAUGGCGUCUUCUUCAACUUCAUCCGUUCACAAGAGCUUUAAGUAUGAAGUGUUUUUGAGUUUCAGAGGAGAAGACACCCGCAAGAACUUCGUUGAUCAUCUCUAUGAUGCUCUUCAGCGAAAGAGCAUUCUUACUUACAAGGAUGACCUAGAAAUCAAGAAAGGGGAAAGGAUCAGUGAUGAGCUACUUGGAUCCAUUGAAAACUCAAAAUUCUACAUCAUUGUUUUCUCCAAGGAUUAUGCAUCUUCCUCUUGGUGCUUGGAUGAGCUUGUAAAGAUAAUGGAGUGUAGCAAGAUGACAGAGCAUACAGCUUACCCAAUCUUCUAUGACGUGGAACCCACCGAAAUCCGCAAGCAAAUCGGGGUAGUUGGAAAAGCCUUUGCCAAACAUGUGAAGGAAGAGGCUGCCGGAAAAUGGAGAAAUGCACUGAAAGAAGCAGCGGAUCUGGCUGGUUGGGAGUUGAAGAAAACUGCAGAUGGGCAUGAAUCCAAGUUUAUCCAAAAAGUCGUUGAAGAGAUUUCAUUAGAGUUUCGUUCCAUAAAUUUCAGCAUUGAUGAAAAGUUAGUAGGCAUAGAGACUCGGGUAAACGAUGUUAUAUCAUUUUUGGAAACUGGUAUUGAUGAUGUUCGCAUGAUCGGGAUCAAGGGGAUGGGUGGUGGAGGGAAGACAACUUUGGCCAGAGCUGUUUUUGACCAAAUAUCCUUUCAAUUUGAAGGUAAAAGCUUCGUUGAGAAUGUUAGGGAAGUUUCAAACGAUUCUUUGUCCGGUUUGAAGUCUUUGCAAAAUCAACUUCUUUCAGAUGUUUUAAAUGAUAAAGGUAUAAGUGUAAGUAGUGUUUAUGAUGGAAAAAACAUGUUGAAGAGGAGGAUGUCUGGUAGAAAGGUUCUUCUUGUUCUAGAUGAUGUGGAUCAUACAGACCAACUUGAGGCGUUAGCUGGUGAGCCUAAUUGGUUUAAGUCGGGAAGUAGAAUUAUCAUUACAACAAGAUAUGAGCAAGUGUUGGUAGCACACAAAGUGAAAUUGAUUCAUGAUGUUAAUUUGUUAUCGGGUAAAGAAGCAAUGUGCCUCUUCAGUAGGUAUGCAUUUGGUAGAGAGAUUCCAAUUCAAGGGUAUGAAAAGCUAUCAGGAGAAGUUGUACGCUAUGCUUCUGGUCUUCCUUUAACAAUCAAAGUUUUGGGUUCAUUUCUUUGUGGUAAAGAUGAGAGUGAAUGGAUAGAUGCCUUAGAAAGACUAAAAACAAUUCCAUUGCAUGAAACUCUGAAAAGAUUGGAAUUAAGCUAUAUUAGUCUAGAGGAGGAUUAUAAGGAAAUAUUCCUAAAUGUUGCAUGCUUACUGAAAGGUUGGGCGAAAGCCGAUGCAAUUGAAGCACUUGAAAGCUGUGGAUUGCAUGCUAGAAAUGGUCUAAGAGUUCUUGAGCAAAAAUCUCUCAUAACUAUUAAUGGUUAUGAGCGUGUGGACAUGCAUGACCAUAUUGAAGAAAUGGGUAGAGAUAUUGUUCGUCGUUCGCUACCUGCUAACAAACAUAGCAGAUUGUGGAAGGAAGAUGAAAUUGAAGAUAUACUAAUUAAUGAUUUGGGUACCGAAGCAACAAUAUGUAUGAAAAUCUGCAAGUCAAAACUCAAUCCAGAAAUUGUUAUGAAAGGUCUUAGAAAGAUGAAGGAUCUUACAUUUCUUGAGGUGUCUCUGGAAGAUUUUAACUCAAAUCAGGAAACUAAUAAACUCAUCCCAAACCUUGUAAAUGCUUUAGGAUUUCUGUGUUGCAUUUGGAAAUUUAAUAAAGUCAACCUGUUCUUUCCAGAUACUUUACGAUAUCUCCAUUGGGACCAUUAUCCUUUUAGGACUUUACCCCAAACAUUUCAAGCAAAUAAUGUUGUUGCACUUAAGAUAGCUGGCAGUGAAAUCUUGCAACUUUGGGAAUGGGGAGAAAGAAAGGUUUGUAACAAGCUCAGGUUCCUUGACCUCAGUAAUUCACAGUUGAAGACCCUUGACCUUGGGUUAACACCAAAUCUCGAGACGUUGACUCUUGAAAGAUGUUGUGCUUUGAUAGAACUUCCAGAUAGCAUUUGUAUGUUGAAACAUCUGAAACAUCUCAAACUUGAUGGUUGUUCGUUGCUUGAGAAGUUACCUGAGGAUCUUGGCCUGUUAGAAAGCUUAGUGAAGCUAAGUUUGUCAUAUACAGAGAUUAAACAUCUUCCAGAUAGCAUUUGUAUGUUGAAACAUCUGAAAUUUCUCAAACUUGAUAGAUGUUUGUUGCUUAAGAAGUUACCUGAGCAUCUUGGUCAAUUAGAAAGUCUAGAGAAGCUAAAUUUGUCAUAUACAGAGACUACACAUCUUCCAGAUAGUAUUUGUAAGUUAAAAAAUCUGAAAUAUCUUGAUCUUAAUGAAUGUUUGCUGCUUGAGAAGUUACCUGAGGAUCUUGGCCUGUUAGAAAGUUUACAGUAUCUAGAAUUGUCGGGUACAAUGAUUAAACAUCUUCCAUGUAGCAUUUGUACAUUGAAACAUCUAAAAUAUAUUGGGCUUCAUAGAUGUUCAUUGUUUGAGAAGUUACCAGAGGAUCUUGGCGGACUAGAAUGUUUAGAGAGGAUUAUUUUGAGAUCUACAAAGAUUAAACAUCUUCCAGAUAGCAUUUGCAUGUUGAAACAUCUGGAACUUCUCCCACUUAAUGAUUGUUUGUUGCUUGAAAAGUUACCAGAGGAUCUUGGCAGAUUAGAAUGUUUAGAGAUGUUAAAUUUAUCAUCUACAAAGAUUAAGCAUCUUCCGGAUAGCAUUUGUAUGUUGAAACAUCUGAAACAUCUUGUUCUUUAUCCUUGUCUGUUGCUUGAGAAGUUACCUGAGGAUCUUGGCCGGUUAGGAUGUUUAGAAUAUCUAAAUUUGUCAUCUACAAAGAUCAAACAUCUUCCAGGUAGCAUUUGCAUGUUGAAAGGUCUGAAAUAUCUCAAACUUGAUAAAUGUUCGUUGUUUGAGAAGUUACCUGAGGAUCUUGGCAGGUUGGAAUGUAUACAGAAUCUAGAUUUGUCAAAUACAAUGCUUAAACAUCUUCCUGAUAGCAUUUGUACGUUGAAACAUCUGGAAUGUCUCAAACUUGUUGAUUGUUCGUUGGUUAAGAAGUUACCCGAGGAUCUUGGACUUUUAGAAUGUCUAGAAGAGUUACAUGUAGAAGUCGUUUGGUUUUACAUCCGAGAUAAAAAUGUUAGGAGACGGAACCUUGUCCUAUGUAAAGGUGUGAAUAACGCAGGCACCCACAAAAGCCAGUUCACAAAGAUCUACUGUAGCAGGAAAAACACUAUGGAGAUCAACAGAGUUUUCCUUAUUCAAAUCAACGAACUUGUUGGCCAUUUUAGCAUCAUAUAG
Lactuca virosa is the source of this 3460-nucleotide messenger RNA. NCBI's taxonomy places the organism in Eukaryota, Viridiplantae, Streptophyta, Magnoliopsida, Asterales, Asteraceae. The record is from the annotation of a GenBank genome assembly.